CUCAAUUUACAGUACAUCAACAGUGCACUGAAAGAAGUAUCUCACCCACGUCCACUAUUAUAACGUCGAGGACUCGCUUGUGGAUAUAGCUCGGAUUCUAGCUCAGGUGUUUGGAUUUUGGGACAUUCUUCCGGUCAUGAAUCGGGUUUCUUUGCCCGCUGCUGCUCUUUUGCUAUUUACAUUCACGGUUUUAGUGUCUGUGACUGUGGUGGAGACACGUCAUUCCACUGGGCUAAGGAGACACAGGAGGGAAUGGAUCAUCCCUCCCCAGAAACUAGAUGAAAAUGUAGACUACACCAAGAAAGAGUUUAUCGCCAAGAUCCGGUCAGAUUCAGACGAUGGGACUGGUAAUGUGCAGUACUCUCUAACUGGGGUGGGAGCUACUAAAUACCCCUUCAACCUGUUCAUAGUGAACCCUGACACCGGCUUUGUACGCAUCACUGGUAUCCUGGACCGGGAGACUAUCGCCAUGUACAAUUUGUCAGGUACCGCUAGGUUCACUGAUGGCAGUCAAGCAGAAAAGAACAUUGAUUUGAGGAUCCAAGUUGUGGAUCAAAAUGAUAACCCUCCUAUUUUCGGUGACAUUAACCCAGGAGAGGUGUACGAGCUCAGCUCAAAAGACACGUCCAUCAUGAAGUUGGUUGCGACAGACGCUGACGAACCAGGGAAUGAGAACUCUCAGAUUGCCUACACCAUAAUUAAACAGGAGCCUCCAGGAGAGAGCAUGUUCUACAUCACCAAUGAAGGAGAACUGAGAGUAAAACAGCGCACACUGAACAGAGAGGUGCAGGACUGGUACAUGCUGACAGUGAAAGGUACAGAUCUGAACGGUAGACCAGAGGGCAACACCGGCACCGGAACCUUUAGAGUCAACAUCAAGGAUGUGAACGACAACCCUCCCACUCUGGAGAAAGAUGAGUAUGAGGGCAGUAUUGAGGAGAACACAGAGAAUGUGGAGGUGAUGAGGUUCAAAGCGAAUGACCUGGACAUGGAGAACACUCCUAACUGGGUGACUCAGUUUGAAAUCGUCAAGGGCAACGAGGCUGGCUACUUCAGCAUUGAGACAGACCCCAAGACCAACGAGGGAGUUCUGAUGCUCAAGAAGUCUGUAGACUAUGAAGACGUCAAACACCUUGAGCUGGGAAUAGCCGUAGCUAACCAGGCUCCACCCUAUAAUUCUGAAGGAGGAGGAGGAGGAGGAGGAGGAGGAGGAGGAGGUGGGACAGGAGGAGGAGGAGGAGGUGGGACAGGAGGAGGUAGUGGAGGAGGAGGUGGGACAGGAGGAGGUAGUGGAGGAGGAGGUAGUGGAGGAGGGGGUAGUGGAGGAGGAGGAGGUGGAGGAUCGUGGUUUGGUGGUGGAGGUUCUACAGGGAAACCUAUGAAGACCUACCCAGUAAAGAUCGCCGUGAAGAACCAGCCAGAGGGGCCACGGUUUGACCCCAAGGUCAAGGCUAUCCCCAUCUCAGAGGGAGGAGACUUCAAUAUCAACAAGGUGAUCGGCUCCUACCAUGCCAUCGACGGAGACACACUAAUGCCUGCACAGAACGUCAGGUAUGCUAAGGGCUCUGACCCAGACAACUGGCUGACCGUUGAUGAGUUGACUGGGGAUAUUAAACUCAAUAAGAUGCCUGACAGAGAGUCCAAGUUCCUGGUCAACGGGACAUACUACGCCAAAGUUCUCUGCAUGACCCAAGACAUGCCCUCUAAGACAGCCACGGGUAUGGUAGCCAUCCAGGUGGAGGACUUGAACGACCACUGCCCCACGCUUACUAGUAACGUUCAGACCAUGUGUAUGACAGCCGAUGCUAUUACCGUGACUGCAGUGGACAAGGAUGCGUUCCCCAACGGAGCCCCCUUCACCUUCACCAUCAUCCCAGAGGGAACAGAGGGAGUGUGGGUGGUCGAGCACCUAAACGACACCUCGACCAUCCUGAGGUCCCAAAAGGAUUUGUGGCCGGGCUCCUACGCAGUUGCCAUGGAGAUCCGCGACCAGCAGGGGCACGCGUGUCCUGACCUGCAGAAGCUAAAGGUAGAUGUCUGCACGUGUGCGGACAAAGGGAAGGCGUGCGCGACGCGAGGAGCUAAGGGCUCAACCGGGGCAGUGCUAGGGCCUGCAGCAAUUGGACUGCUCUUCCUGGGUCUGCUGACGCUACUGCUAAUCCCUCUCCUGCUGUUGUUCUGUACGUGUGGGGGUGCCGGAGGUCUUCCUGGGGGCUUCACUGAGAUGCCCUUUGACGCCAAGGCACAACUCAUUUCCUACCACACUGAGGGACAGGGGGAGAACACGGAAGUACCUCUGCUGAAUGCACCAGUUCAGGUCGACACAGGAAGGGUCAAAAUGAUCAACGCGGGAACCAUUGCAGCAACGACCGGAGGGGCGGGGCUAAUGAUAGGUGGUGAUCAGUUCCAGAACUCCUCCUCCACGAUGGGCGGUGGAUUCUACCAAUCAGACGGCCUUAUGGAUAUUGGAUAUAAGAAUGGAGGAGAGAUAAUCGGCCAUGGGAAUGGAGGAGGCUUUUAUUCUGAGUAUGAGAGCAGAGAGGGAGGAGGAGCCUAUGAAGGCAUCGCCCUGCCUGAUCACUACCUGGAGGAGUACUACUCUCAGAAAGCUCAUUGUGCAGCUGAAAACCACAUCCAGAAGGACAGUCAGUUGGUGUAUGACUACGAGGGCCAGGGCUCUCCUGUAGGCUCGGUGGGAUGCUGCAGCCUCCUGGAAUCUGACAACGACCUCCAGUUCCUCAAUGACCUGGGGCCAAAGUUCAAGACCCUGGCCGAGGUGUGCCGCGGAGAGAGGAUCCAAACUGAAGUCUCUGCCCCUCUGCCACCCAGACCCAUCAUCUCCAUGCCAACAGCAGCCAGCAGUGUGACGACCAAUGUGGCGUCCAGAGUGGUUUCCGCCGCCCCGGUCCCGGUCCCAGCCCCAGCACCGCCCCCUGCCCCGGCCCAGGUGACACACGUCGAGAGGGCUGUGGUGAGGGAGUCAGAUCGUUCAGAUCGUUUGUCUACUCUGAGGCAGGACAUGGUGGGAGGAAGCCAGGGCCAGACCUUCCUACUGCAGCAACAGCCUAUGUACUACACCACCAUGCAGCCUAUGAUGCAGCCCGUGGUGCAGCAGAUGCACUAUGUAGUGGAGCAACAGGUCCCCAACACACAGGGCAUGAUAAUGGUCAACGGGCCUCCGUCAGGCUCGGCCCAGGGCCUGGUGCUGCAGGGGCAACGGGUGGUGACCGGUACCCAGGCUCAGGGCACCCUUGGCAGGGGAGAGGGAGGCCUGAUCCAUAUGGGGAACAUGUCUGGUUCUCAGGGUAUGAUGGUUGUGGAUGGGCCGGUGAUGCAGGGGGGGCAAAUGCUGCAGGGGGGGCAAGUUUUUCAGGGGGGGCAAGUUCUUCAGGGGGGGCAGUUGGUACAAGGGGGUCAGGUCCUUCAGGGGGGUCAGGCCUGGCUGCAGCAGUGUAGCUCCCUGCAGCGAGGGGGCUUAUCAGGGUCACAGAGCAUGCUGGUGAUGGAGGGACAGGGGGGUAGCAGCGGCGGUAGUGGGGUGCAGAAAGGCCAGGGAGGGGUGUUAGGUUUCUCCCAGGGGUCCAUGCAGAGGAACGGCCUCUCUGGCUCACACAGAGUCCUCUACACCACAGAGCAGAGCUCCGCCGCAGAGUCCAGCGCAGGCUCACAGAGCGGCAUUGUAGGAUUGAACGGGUCCUCCAGCAAGGUCAGCAUAGGCCCCGCCUCCACCUCCCGCAAGGCGGUGAUAGAGAAGAGAGUUGUGACCAACCAGAGCACCAGUAAAUAAGGUCUCGACCAAUAAUAUAAUACUAUAAACACUAGACACAUUAAAUGCCACUGAAGCUAUUUAUUGAUGGAAAUGUCACCACCUUGGAAGUUUUGAUUUAAAUUCAGUGCUCAAGAUGGGGGGUAUUUUUUUGUCCCUGAAAAGCAUAUCACUCUUAGAUGUAUAGUGGGGUUUAGAAUGAGAAAGUGUUAGAUUGUUGUUUAAAAAAUGUGGCAGUGGGCAAGUGUAAGUGUGCAGGUUCAGAAUAUUUUACAGAUUGUGACCUUGUGUCUGCUUGCACAGCGAAUUCUAUUAGCCAGGCCUAUAAAGCAUCCCACCUUAGUUCUACCAGACAGUGUGUACAUGUGUGUUUUCACGUGAGUGCGAUUCAGCUUCCAUCUGAAAUAAUGAACUGUUUGAUUCCCUCGUGUGUACAAACACAAUAUGGUACCUUUAUUUGACUUUCUAAACUUCUGGGGGACAAUGGUAAUUCUUCUUUUUAGCGGUUAAGUAAAUUAUAUGUAUUUCUGUCCCCUACUAAAAACAAUCUUGGUCGACCGAAAGUUGUCUGUUCUUUUGACCAAUCGAUUGGUUAAAACGUGUAUUUUUCCAUGUAUAGACACAACCUAUGUGUUUUAAUCAAAUCAACUAUAUAUGCAUUGAGCUUGUCUGAUGAUCAAGAGGGAACCAGGGAUAAAGAUAACCAGAAUUUUUUUAAUAUUUUUUUUUACCAAUCCCGACCGUCCUCCCGCUCCUACUGGCCUUCGCAGAUUCUGACGUUACUGUCCUGAACUUGCUAGGAAUAGGCUACACGAGGAGUCAAACUUUUUCAUGUGGAAUGCAAAUUUAUCUUACCAUUUCUACCGAUCUGUGUGCCAGUUAUGAUUUUCAUAUGCACAUUUUUGUUUAGCAGUUUUCAUUUAUAAUAACAUCUUUGUAUCUCAAAAUCAUUGUCAUGUGGUUAGUCAAAAUUAUAUCUAAAUGAAAAUGAUACGAACCUAAAAAGUUACUUCUAUUGCCAUUGCCAACUAUGUAAAAAGAGUCUAUAAAGCCAACAAAUAAAAACAUUGCAGCCUGCAGGUAGGAAAUAUCCUGAUAAAAAUAAAUAUCCCAUAAAUCACAUUGGCUACACAUGCCCUGUCUGCAACAAACUUGAAACAUUGUAUCAACUAUUAACUUGGGUCUGGCCUGAAGAACCUUGCCACAUUAUAUAAAAUAUUCUGGGCCCUCAAGAGUUUCGCGAGCCAAUGAGACACACCUGUAGGCUAUUUGUGCAAGGGAUAAGAAGUAAUCAGGUAGGCCUAUUUUAUGACUUUUCCACUUGAUCAGAGCAUGACAUUUUUCCCUUUCACACAGUGUUUAUCAAAAGGUAGAGAGCUGGAAAGAUUUUUCAAAUACAUUGAUGAACUAUUGUCAUUCUCAAUUGAUGUAAAAACAGACUUUGUUUGCUUGCUGUUUGAGGGGAAGAAAAAAUUACUUUGAGAUGCUCCACAGUGGUGAUGCAUUAGGCCGAACAGAAAUGCUAUCAGAUCCCCAAAUGGGCACAUUUAUAUGCCUACAUGUGCCUGCAGGCCAGGUAGCAUAUAGGCCUACUUCUAUGGGUAAUCAGGUGCGCGUCCUUACUCAACAUUGACAGGAGCACUCCAAACAAAAGACAAUGGCGAAAUUGACAAAACUCGUAAAUGGAAUGAAAUAAACCAAAACUUGUUUCUCACAAGUGUAGCCUAGGUUGUGAGCUCUGCAAACAACGUGUCCACUCCUACAAUGACAACGGUAAAAUACUGGAAUUAUAUUAUAUUGAAUGCAUUAACACACAUUACCGUAACCAAAAAAACAUUGUAGAUUAGAAAUUAUAGGAAUUAACUGAAUGUACUACUGGUGAUAUAUGUAAUGGGGAAUUGAUAGACACUAACAAUCAGAUGCCAACAAUUCACACUAUGAAGUUAUGAAACAAUGAAUGUGCACAAAUUGGCGGGAGAGACCGUGUUCUGGAGAGGGAAGUACAUCGUGAAGCCACAUGCCCCUUCUUGGACUGUGCCAUCCCCACGACCUCUGCAAUGGAUUAGUUCACUGAGAUGGCCGCGAAUAAGACAAGCAUGUCCUGUGCCAUAAAAAAAUAUAUAUAUAUUUGCUACUGCUCAACUAAAAAAAAAAUCUUGGUCGACCAACAGCCUAUAUACCAAACAUUCGACCAGUCAAAUAAUAGGGGUCAACCCUAAUUUCUGUUGAUUAGCAUCAAGGAUCAACCUGAUUUUGAUUAGGGGCACUGUAUUGAGUAUUGAGCACUUCAUUACAGGCGAAACAAAUCUAAAGCUUUUUUGUUUUUCUAUUGGCUGUUAGUGUGAGUUUGUCAUCCACAGACAUGUGAUUGCUGUUAUUCUAUGUGAACGUCUCCACCUACAGACACCUCCUCUUCAGUCCGUGGGACUUGUCCAUGCACACCAAGAGCAUGUUAGACUGUACAUUUCCAUACCAACCCUGACAUCUUGUCCAGUCAGUGUGAGAUUCUGCACCUUGUUGGCAACUUGGAACCUGCUAGUCCGGCUGAGCAGGGCUCUGAGCAAGCCUCACAUAGGACAGAAGUGGAUGAGCUAUAGCCAAUAGGCAAAGAGAUACAACAGAAUUGGCUGAGCUAUAACCUAUAUAUUCUACACCCAUCUCUGGCAUACACACCCAUGUUUGUUAUUUCAGUGAUUAGACAGGUUUGUUUAGAUAUAAUUUUUUUGUCUCUGCUGGCCAUGUAUUGUAUUGUAACUAUUUGAUGGUUUUGUUUGAUCUGAUUUUAACGUAUACGUCAUUAAUUGGACUUUCUAAAAGCAGCAAGCAUGAAGAAUGUGCUUCCAUUUUUCAGUCUUAAGUUCUAAACAUGAAGUCGGAGUUUGUCAACGUAAUAAUACUGAGAUUGUCACAGUUUCUCACUCAACUGUUGGGUGCUCAUUCUGAAACAAAGUAUAAUAGCUAUGCCCCAAAGAUUUUAAUUAAAUCCAGGUUUGAUUGAAUCUAUACUUGUAGUUGCAUCAGUUAUAGUACUUGAGGAUGGGUCUUAGUAUUUUUAUGUUGGUUGUGUUUUUGUGUACAAAUAUUCUCAUAUUUUGAUGUCACUUUUUUAUACCUUGUUGUGUUUGUGUAUGCACUCAGACUGUUACCUAAACAUGGAUUCGUCCAAUCAGGGUUUAUUUUGUUUAACAAGAAUGGGAAGAGGGAAAUUAUUACCACUUGUCUAAGACUAUCUAAUAAUUCUCAAAGUACCAGGGGAACAUUGUAUAGUUUAUUUUAUGUUACUCUUCUAUUAAAUGCACUGGUAUGUAUUUUGUCAAACGCUGGGUAUAUCUGAAAACAGUUUUUCUUAGUCGUGUUUGUUCCAGAGAAUGUUUGGCAAAAAGGAGACGACUGAGAUAAAGAACUAUUGCUGUAUUGCACAAGAAGACACAAACUACUGACCUCCUGCACAGUCACUGUCUUUGUGGUCUGUCUGAUCUCAGAUUUCAUCAACCAAAUGUCAUCGAGCCAAUGUUUCAUCUCAACUGUAUUUAGAGAUCAAAGUCCUUUUGAUUAUUUAGACUGAAGUUAGGCGUGUCCAAUACAUUAAUUAUAUACAACACUUUUGAAGCAAGUCUAUUAUAUGAAUAACAAUCAUAGUACGCUAUCCCUUAAAGUUUUGACACGAGUCACAGUCCAAUCAGGCUUUUAUCUACUGAAACGUCUCUGGAACACUCGCCCUUAAGUUUGGUUUCUAUUUUGGUUUGUAAAAGAGACAUUAUUUUAAAUGUUACAGCUUCAAUAAAGCUCCUCUUUUAUUA
This is a messenger RNA of Salvelinus fontinalis (brook trout), 7566 nucleotides long. Its product is annotated as desmoglein-2.1-like. Bases 137 to 3787 code for a protein of 1216 amino acids. The record is from RefSeq and is a predicted model, not a curated record. Gene Ontology annotation, biological process: homophilic cell-cell adhesion. Gene Ontology annotation, molecular function: calcium ion binding. The transcript is spliced from 14 exons. Lineage: Eukaryota; Metazoa; Chordata; Actinopteri; Salmoniformes; Salmonidae. Gene Ontology annotation, cellular component: plasma membrane; desmosome.